AUGUCCCCCCCCAUCGCCAUCCUCGGAGGCGGUCCAAGCGGCCUCACCCUCGCCGGCAUCCUCGAACAACUCGGCCACGACUACAUCAUCUACGAACGCAGCGCCGAAUCAACUCCCCCCCGCGGCGGCUGUCUCGACAUCCACCGCAGUAGCGGCCAAAUCGCCCUAAAAGCCGCCGGCUGUUUCGAGGAAUUCAAGAAAUAUGCUCGUGGCGGGUACGCCACGAUCCAUUCUGUGUGGGAUGCUCACGGCACGGAAUUGUUUAAGUUCGGGGAGGGGAGGGAUUCGCCGGAGAUUGAUCGCGGGCAGUUACGGAGGGUGAUGUUGAGUUCGAUUCCCAAGGAGAAGGUGAAAUGGGGGUGUGCUGUGAAGAAUACGUAUAGGAGGGAUGGGGAUGGGCAGGUGGUGGUGGAGUUUGAGAAUGGGGAGGUGGCGGAGGGGUUUGGGCUUGUGGUUGGGGCGGAUGGGGUGAGGAGUAAGUUGAGGCAUUUGGUCACGUCCACUGAACCGAUCUACUCCGGGAUUCUCUUCCUGACAAUGUUCAUCCACCCCUCGAACCCCUACCACUCUAUCCUCGAGCAACUAGCCGGUCAAGGACCGAUGGUAAUUUGUGGCCGGGAGAAGAAAAUCUGGAUCCAGCGACAAGGGGAUAGCCAUUACCGGAUGGAUUUCGGGUGGAAGGGACCGACUGAUUUCCCUGCUGCCGAUGAACUCGAUCUUGCUGAUGAAGAUGCCGUGAGGGAGUUUCUUCUCCGAGAAGAGUAUUUCGGUGGACACACGUCUGUCGUCCACGACAUCAUUCGGAACUCUACCGGUCCCUUUCGCACCUGGCCGUUGUAUUACUUCCCCCCUGAUAAACUCAGCUGGGAGACUGCCCCCGGGGUAGCCCUGAUUGGGGAUGCCGCGCAUGUGACGACGCCGUUUGUGGGCGAUGGGGUGAAUUGUGCGAUGCGGAGUGCGUGGAUCCUGGCGAACAAGAUUGGGGAGUUGGGUAUUACGCAGGAGGCGGUGGCGGCGUAUGAGAAGGAGAUGUUUCCGUAUGCGCAGGAUGUGAUUCGGCGUAGUGUGUUGUCUGGGGAGAUGUUCUUUGAGUGGGAUAGUCCGAGGUCGUUGAUGAAGAAUAUGCUGUCCGAGGAUAGGGUUAUUAGGGAUGAGGGGGAUUAUUGA
This is a messenger RNA of Aspergillus sclerotioniger CBS 115572, 1167 nucleotides long. Its product is annotated as FAD-dependent oxidoreductase. The transcript has 2 exons. The record is from RefSeq and is a predicted model, not a curated record. The coding region runs from base 1 to 1167 and encodes 388 amino acids. Gene Ontology annotation, molecular function: FAD binding. NCBI's taxonomy places the organism in Eukaryota, Fungi, Ascomycota, Eurotiomycetes, Eurotiales, Aspergillaceae.